Messenger RNA from Quercus robur (English oak), 3176 nucleotides. RefSeq lists its product as uncharacterized. The transcript is spliced from 5 exons. The coding region runs from base 22 to 3021 and encodes 999 amino acids. The record is from RefSeq and is a predicted model, not a curated record. NCBI's taxonomy places the organism in Eukaryota, Viridiplantae, Streptophyta, Magnoliopsida, Fagales, Fagaceae. Gene Ontology annotation, molecular function: protein binding.
AAAAUUACCUUGGAGUGUAGGAUGACAUAUGCUGUAACGGAACCAAAAAUCACCAAGCAAACAAGAAGUGAAGUAUGUGGGAGCAAUGGCAAUCCUCGUCAAGCUAGUUUAGUCUUAUCUUCCUUCAAAGACAUGUUGUCGUGGCCUAAAAUGUGGCACAAGCUCACAGCGAAUCCAACCACCCAGGCCUACCUUCAAAAUAACGAUUUUGUGAGGAUGAUGCAUGAGCUCCAUAAUAACUAUCUUAAGGACAAGAGGGUUAUACAAGCGCUUGGGGUUUUGUUGAACAUCAACAUCUGGACACCUACUUCUGUGGAUGCAGAGAUUCCUCAGUCUUCGUCUUUGCUGUCGCUGCAGCCGGAGAGGAAGAAAAGCGCAGAGAUUGAGCUGGCGAAGGAACUGGAUCUGAUGGAGUUGACAGCAGAUGAGAGGAUGGAUAGGGAGUCGCAGGCAUGUAAGGAGCAGGAAAUGGGCAAUGCAGCAUACACUAAGAAUGAUUUCGAUAUUGCAAUUGCGCAUUAUACUAAGGUGAUGAAGUUGGAUGAUGGGAACAUUUCGUGUCUCAUGAAUCGGGCUGUUGCUUAUCUGGCAAUAGGACAGUAUGAUGAAUGUAUUAAAGAUUGUGACGAGGUUGUUGAAAGGGGAAGACAACUUAAAUCAGGCUCUAAGAUGAUUGUAAUAACUUUGAGUAGGAAAGGAACUGCCCUGGUGAAAAUGGCAAAACACUCAAAGGACUAUGAACCUGCUAUUGAGACCUUCCAGAAAGCUCUCUUAGAGCAUUGCAUCCCAGGAACAUUGAAGAAACUAAAUGAUGCUAAACAAGCAAAGAGGGAACUAGAGCAGCAAGAAUAUUUUGAUACAAAAUUAGCUGAUGAGGAACAUGAGAAAGAUCUAGAUGUGGAGGUGGUUGCUCUGUCUCCAAAGACUCAAUUGGCGACGAAUGAAUUUGUUUGUGAAAUUUGCAAGAAAGGGUUUAAGAGGGAACCGAAUCUGCAACUUCAUUGGCAAGGUCACAAUCUUUCUUGGAAGCCAAGUCAGGGCUCAGUCUCUACAAUUGAUCCAUCUCCACCAGUGCCAGCACCUGCUCAAGCUGAAGCUCGACUAGCUCCUCCACAGUCAACUGGUGUAAUAUCCUUGGUUUUGCCAAUCAAGAGUCCAGAAGAAACAAGUGAAAAUGAAAUAGCGUCAGAGCAUCAUGGUAUGGAGAUUGAUAUCGAAGAAGUUAAGAUGACUGAUUCAAGUGAACAAAAGAAAUUUGAAAUUGAAGAAAUGGGUAAUGACGCUUCACAAACAAGACAACCAGAUGUUAUACAGGUUGAGGAUAUGCAACUGCAAGCAUCAAGUACUCUGAAACCUCAAAGAGUGUUGUUUGAUAUCAAUGCAGUAAAUAUCCUUAAAUCUAGUGGGCUGAUACAAUCUCAGAUUGAAGACGUUGAGAUGAAAUCUGAAGCAAGUGAGCAACGUGGAUUUUUUCUUAUGCAGAGUGGUUUAGGAUUAACUAUGCCGCCAAAGGAUGAGGAUUGGAAGAACGCCAAAGAGAUUUACUUGAUGGACAACGAGUUGUCCAUUUUACCUGAGAAUCCAAGGUGUCCCAAUCUGUCAGCUCUGUUCCUUCCCAGAAACUACAAAUUGAGAAUGAUUCCUCCGUCAUUUUUUGAUCACAUGCCAGCCCUUCAAAUCCUGAACUUAUCCAGGACUAGUAUCAAGUCAUUGCCUGAUUCCAUUAUCAAAUUGGUAAGCCUCAAAAGACUGUUUCUAAAUAAUUGUCAUCGUCUCAUGACGUUGUCGCCAAAAGUUGGAGAUCUCAAGCAACUUGAGGUUAUUGAUCUUGAAGGGGCAAAGAUUAUGGAUUUACCUAUGGAGAUUAAGGAGUUAACUAAUCUAAAAUGCUUGGAAGUUUCAUUUUAUGGAUAUAUUAGUAAUGGCAAGAAAGUCAUGCAAUCAAAUGCAGUGGUUCCUUGUGGGGUAAUUUCUGCAUUGUCUCUGUUAGAGGAGUUGAAUAUUGAUGUGAAUCCAGAUGACGAGCGGUGGGAUGCACGUGUGGAAGAUAUUGUUACUGAAGUAUGUACCUUAAAGAGGUUGGAAACUCUUAAAUUUUAUUUUCCAAGGGUGGAACUUUUGAGGCACUUUCAGUGGAAUAGCCUAAAGCUGUCUCAUUUCAGAUUUACUGUUGGUCGCCAUGCUAAGCGCGUUAUGUCUCGAGUCCCAUGUGAUGUUGAGUUUGAGCUGGAACGAUGGGAGAAAUGUUUGAAAUACAUAAACGGUGUGGGUGUCCCUGGAGAUAUUAAGAAGGUACUCCAACAUGCAGUGGCAUUUUUCUUGGACAGGCAUGCGACUGUUAAGAAGCUAUCCGAUUUUGGGCUUAGAAAUAUGGAGCAACUAAAAUGCUGUGUCAUGGGGGAAUGUAAUGAGGUCCAAGUGAUUGUAGAUGAAGCAGAUGCUGAUAAAGAAGAUGAUACCAGUAAAAUAGUAUCUGAUUCAUAUGGUGCUGAAAGAAUUGUUCUAGGAUCACUUGAAUACCUUCAUAUAUAUUAUAUGAAGAAUUUAAGGAGCAUAUGGGAAGGGUCAGUACAGAAGAAUUCGUUAUUUCCUCUCAAGUCCUUGACAUUGCGCACAUGUCCCCAGUUGACCACUAUUUUCACACAAGAGUUACUUGAUAACCUAUGCAACUUAGAAGAGCUCAAAGUUGAAGACUGUCCCUCCAUCAAAAGCAUAGUAAGCUGUGAAAUCUCUGCUGAGCCUAAAACCUCAUAUUUUCUUCCAAAUUUGAAGAAGAUUUCACUUCAUUACAUGCCAGGAUUAGUUAGCAUCUCUAGUGGUUUAUACAUUGCUCCGAAGUUAGAAUGGUUGAGUUUUUAUAAUUGUCCAGAUCUUAAGAAUCCAUUAAUUGAUGAAAUAUCUAGUCAAGACUUGAAGAAGAUAAAGGGUGAGAGGAGUUGGUGGGAAGCAUUGGAGUGGAGCAACAGUUGUCCAAGUUAUUUGGAAGAAAUUUUUGUUCCAAUUGACAUACGGGAUUGCUGAGCACUUGAAAUAUUCCAUGGUCAAAAUUAGUGUGUGCAUUGCCUUAUGCAAAGCUCAUUGGUUCAAUGUCAUUGAUAGUAUCUAAUCUUAAGCUGAGGCAUCCAUGGACUGCAGUCUAUUUGCUCUGCUCAUAGCCUCAUACUCCUCUUGUAGCA